Aspergillus pseudonomiae is the source of this 351-nucleotide messenger RNA. RefSeq lists its product as uncharacterized. NCBI's taxonomy places the organism in Eukaryota, Fungi, Ascomycota, Eurotiomycetes, Eurotiales, Aspergillaceae. The record is from RefSeq and is a predicted model, not a curated record. Bases 1 to 351 code for a protein of 116 amino acids. The transcript is spliced from 2 exons.
AUGGAUAAGCGCCGGUUGAACCUUAAGAUUCUGGCAUCCCCUGGCACAUUCUUCUCCUCUUCCGGCCAGUCAGAGGGCGAUCCUUUGUUGAAUUUGGGGAAACUGCUAGAAGUGUUCUGGCGGAUGACUCAGUCGACUCGCUAUCGACUCCUACUUGUUGGCUUUUACCUGCGCUUAUGGUACGGCGAGAAACGACGAAACCGAAAGAAUUGUGUCAUCCAUACCUUGGGGAAGAGUCAUUAUCAGUUUAAGGAUGGAGUAGGGACAAUUCCGUCCGUACCCGCCACUGACGCCACCAGUCGGCAUCUUCAACGGAAACCUUCCAUUUUUUUUGCCUCUGUUUACCGAUAA